This is a messenger RNA of Panthera uncia (snow leopard), 7823 nucleotides long. RefSeq names its product histone deacetylase 7 (gene HDAC7). The coding region runs from base 3641 to 6649 and encodes 1002 amino acids. The transcript has 26 exons. Lineage: Eukaryota; Metazoa; Chordata; Mammalia; Carnivora; Felidae. The record is from RefSeq and is a predicted model, not a curated record. Gene Ontology annotation, molecular function: histone deacetylase activity. Gene Ontology annotation, cellular component: histone deacetylase complex. Gene Ontology annotation, biological process: negative regulation of transcription by RNA polymerase II; chromatin organization.
UUCGGUUAGCAAAUGUGGAGGCGGGGAGCUGGAGGCGGGGCAGGAGGCAGGCAGUGUUUGCCCGCCGCACAGGGCUGUGUUUCCCCUGGGUCCCAGGAGUGAGUCACAGUGGAGACGCUGAUGAGGUGCUGGCACAGCACCCCCCUCCCCCACCCCCACCGGGCGAGGGGCUGAGUGCAGGCUGCAUCUCCAUGGUGCGAGGGACGUGCUUCUCUCUUCCAGACCGGCCGGGCCGUCUGGAGAGCGGGAUUGUCUGAUCUAGGGGCAAGAAGUGUACCAUUCUGAGGCCAAAGACCUGGGUUUGAUUCCAGACGCUGUGGAACCUUGUGCAAGGCUGUGAAGGCCCCUAAGCCUUCACUUCCUAGUCUUUCAAGUGGGAAUUUUCUCAGAUGCACAUGUAAACACUUGGUGGAUUCUAAAGCCCCCUACAGAUGUGAAUUCUCACCUGGGACCCUCCUGUGCCCAUUGCAAAGCCUGGCAGAAGAGCCUUCCAGUAAGGGCGCAGAGGGAGCAAUGGGAUGACCUUGGCAGAGUCCCUAUUUUUCCUGCAGACAGCUAAGUGUAACCUUGGGCAGGCACUUGGCUCUCUGUGCCUCAGUUUCUCCAUCUCUGUAAUGUGAAGGUUAGUAAUGGUUUCGACCUCAUGGAGUUGUUAUGAAGAUUAAGAUAAAUAAUGUUAGUGCCAUGCCUGGUAUGAAGCCAGUGCACACAGAAUAUUCAUCAUUAUUAUUAAUGUUAUUGUUCAUAUUUUUGAAGGUCAGGGAUAGGGAAUGUUAAAGACAUGAAGAACAGAAACUGGGCCCAGCCCCAGUUCACAGAAAAAACCAGGCCAAAUUCACUCUUCCAGAUUCCUCCACCCAUAAGGGCCUGGGGUAGCAGGAGUCUGUAGCCAGAAGUCACAGGGUGGACCCCUUCUUCUCUCUUUCACUCCACUGCCCCGAGGCUCCCCCAGUGAGGCAGGAUGCCAGAGGACCCAAGGGUCUCGUCGCCAGCUGGCACUGGGAAGGGUCUGGGAUGGGACCGCCCUGAUGGCCCUGAUGUGGAAUACCUUGGCCGCGUCUGCUGGAGUGACCUUUAUUUUAGCCCCUCCCUGGCAGCUCUUAAGACGAACAUGAGGCAGGGGAGGGAUGGGAAGGUCAGUGAUGUCAGCAGUGAGUAUUCCCAGCACUGUGGCCCUGGAAGAGGCAGGAGGCAUUUCUUUCAGGAAAUGAUCAUUAUUCAGCCCACAGGCAUUCAUUAAGUAAGUCCUGACUUGGUGCCCAGCCCUGUGUUGGGCCUUCUGUGUGAUUCAGGAGAGGCAGGGGAUGCUAAGCUGUAAAUAAUGCAGAACCUCAGCGAUCAUAGGGUCCGAGAAUACACUGCGUCGAGUCCAUGAAAGCCUGCUGUCCUGGUUCUCAUGGGAAGCAGAAGUUGAACCUUGACUUUGCUCCCCAUUGGCUGUGACAUCUUUAUACUUGGGUGUGUACCUGUACAUAUACAUUCGGUCUUAUUAUUAUAGAGGCAGUUCUUGUGCAUCGCAGGUGGUCAAACAAUACAGACAAGCAAAAAUUUUUAAAUUGAAAAACAUCCCAGUCCCAGCAGUCAGAGACCACUGCCACAAUACCUCUUCACACCUCCCUGUUUCCUGAUGUGCCUUUAUAUGUCAUAUUUUCUAUGAAAAUGAGAUUAUGCUGCAUACGCCGGUUUUUCAGUCUGUGAUCUCCACCUCCCACUGCAGUGAAUUUUCAUUGCACCAAAUUCCCAGUUGGCCAGAAAUUGUCCUUCACAGCUGGUCUGUCCAAAUCAGUACUCAGGACCAUGCAUCUGGCUAUGGAGUUCCCUGAAGGCUGUGUAAAGCACCCUGGCUGGAUUUGUGAUCUGGAAAAACCCCGGCCGACCAAAUCCCAAGGGCAGCCCUGGCCGCAGAAGGGAAUCAUGUCAUUGGGAGAAUCAUGGCCCGAUAGACCUGUGCCAUCUUCCCAAAAUAACAGGCAAAACCAGGGGGAUUCCCGGGCACCACUGGGAUGGAGAUCUCUGGGUACUCAACUGUCAUUAAUAUUAACCUGGGAUCCCUAUGAGUGCCAGCAUUCAUAGCUUAUCGCUAUUCAUGGACUCCUAUCCGUGAUGCCCCCAGGCCAUGGAGCAGGCCAGGGGCUCCACAGUGGCCCCUGCUUUCCCCUGCCCCAGGUCCAAUGGUACCGAUGGCCUUCCGCCCUGUUCCUAGUCCCCAGGAGUCUGCCCUGAAGGUGGGUGCUCUGUUCCAGCACUGGUGGGUUCCUCCAUGUCUGCUACCUGCCCACCGCCCUGCCUGUGUAUGAGGCCUGAGGGAGAGAGACAGGGAGAGAGAGAAAAAAGAGAGAGCUUUUCCUCCCAAGGGAAUUCACUCCCACGUAGCCACUCCACGGGUGACUUGCUCUGGCUAUGCAACCUGCCUUUUAUACAGCCCUCGACGGCUUCCAGAGCGCCUUCACACAGCGUUUGACCCUGCAUGGCAGCCCUGGGAGGUUUGCUUGUUUGGUUGUAUCCUGCUGGAGGCUGCUUACAGGAAACAAUAAAAUAGUAACGUGUACAUUUAAAAAAAAAAAAAAAAAAACCAGGGAAAACACAAGAUGAAAAAGGAACUGAAGAUACGGUUGGGAGUGCCUCCUGGAAACAAAAGGCAUGUGAAGGGCACAGGCAGAGAUGAUUAUCUCUGUUUUUAUUUUUGUUGCCGUUGAUGUUUUCUGGGUGGAAUACUAGCAUGCUGCGGGAACACGCCGCCCCUGGGAGUCACGCCCAGGCCUUCAGAUGCUGCGACCCACUGUGUCCUGUGGCCCCUUGGUGGCCGCCCCUCACCACCUGGGGACGUGGUGGACCUGUGUGUCGCUGUAAUGGUUACAAGCUUAGGCCCUAGAGCCCCAGAAACCCACUUACGCGAGCUGUGUGGCCUCUGCAAGUUUCUUAAAAAUGCCACGCCUCAGUUUCUUCCUUUGUGAAAGGAGGUUGCUAAGGGUACCUACCAUACAGGGUUUUUGUGAGGACCAAAUGAGAUAGUACGAGUAAGGUGCUUAGCAUGGUGACGAGCACACAGUAGGCAUUUGGUACACGGUUGUGGGUCAUCACUGGCCUUACUCGUUAAUAAUUAUAAUUAGAAAAUAAGUAGUGAUCGUAAUCUUAUUAAUCUUAUAACUUCAACUUCCCCCUGGCAGUCUCUGGAGUGGGCUGAGUGGCCUCCUGGGUGGCAUAGGUGGGCGGAGCCAAGGAAGACGCAUCUCCUGGCUCAUGUGCAGUUGGGCAGAGGCACAAGCGGGGGGCAAGCAGGAGUGGGGGACACACGAGGCCUGAUCUGGCCAAGGAGGGCCCAGAAACAGCAGGAACAACAAGGAGGGCAAGGGAAUGCAUAUGAGACCAUGGAGGGAGAAGGAGCGGCUCCGAGAGGCAGCCCCAGGGCGGUGACCGUGCUUCCUGUUGGGGCAAGCGCUGGCCCUUGAGAAAGACUGUCUGGGGCUGGCUGCUAAGAGGGAGCAGCUGGUCUAAGUGGGGCGGCAGGGGCUGGGGGAGGGGACAGACAAAGGCAGAAACUGACAGAACCUCCACUCCUCUCCCCACAUUACAGAUGGGGCCCCCAUCUUGACUGCUCAGGAUGUUUUGCUUACGAUAGGAAAGAUGGUGGUUAGAUACCAUGGUGAACCUCGUAUCUCAGGGAUUGGAGCUGCUGGAGCAGGGGAGUGAGGAUGGGACCCAGGUGAGCCCGGGUGCCCACUGCCCCAGUCCCCCUGGCACAGGCCGCCUCAGGCCCCCAGCGGACACGCCAGGCCCUCAGCCCCAGCCCAUGGACCUGCGGGUGGGCCAGCGGCCCCCGGUGGAGCCCCCGCCAGAGCCGGCGCUGCUGGCCCUGCAGCACCCCCAGCACCUGCACCACCACCUGCUGUUCGCAGCAGGCCUGCCUCAGCGCUCAGCGGAACCCAUGAGGCUCCCAAUGGACACGCCGGUGCCCCAGUUGCAGGUGGGGCAGCAGGAGCAAGAGCUGCGGCAGCUUCUCAAUAAGGACAAGAGCAAGCGAAGUGCCGUAGCUAGCAGUGUGGUCAAGCAGAAGCUGGCAGAGGUGAUUCUAAAGAAGCAGCAGGCAGCCCUAGAGAGAACAGUCCAUCCCAAUAGCCCCAGCAUUCCCUACAGAACUCUCGAGCCCUUGGAGACGGAAGGAGCUGCUCGCUCUAUGCUUAGCAGCUUUCUGCCUCCUGUUCCCAGCCUGCCCAGUGACCCCCCAGAACACUUCCCUCUCCGAAAGACAGUCUCUGAGCCCAACCUGAAGCUGCGCUACAAGCCCAAGAAGUCCCUGGAGAGGAGGAAGAAUCCACUGCUCAGAAAGGAGAGCGCCCCGCCCAGUCUCCGGCGGCGGCCUGCAGAGACCCUCGGUGACUCCUCCCCCAGUAGCAGCAGCACACCAGCAUCAGGGUGCAGCUCCCCCAAUGACAGCGAGCAAGGCCCCAACCCCGUCCUGGGCUCGGAGGCGCUCUUGGGCCAGCGGCUGCGGCUGCAGGAGACCUCUCUGGCCCCGUUCGCCUUGCCGACAGUGUCCUUGCUGCCCGCAAUCACGCUGGGGCUCCCCGCCCCUGCCAGGGCUGAUGCUGACCGCAGGACCCAUCCGACACUGGGCCCUCGGGGGCCGGUCCUGGGGAGCCCCCAUGCUCCCCUCUUCCUGCCCCACAGCCUGGAGUCUGAGUCUGGGGGCCCCUUGUCCUCUCGACUACAGCCCAUUCUCCUCCUCGAUCCCUCAGUCUCUCACGCGCCCCUGCUGACUGUGCCCGGGCUUGGGCCCCUGCCUUUCCACUUUGCCCAGUCCUUACUGACCACCGAGCGGCUCUCUGGGUCAGGCCUCCACCGGCCACUAAGCCGGACCCGCUCAGAGCCCCUGCCCCCAAGCGCCACCGCCCCCCCACCGCUGGGCCCCCUGCAGCCCCGCCUGGACCGGCUCAAACCUCACGUCCAGCUGAUCAAGAGGCCAGCCAAGCCAAGUGAGAAGCCCCGACUGCGGCAGAUCCCCUCAGCUGAGGACCUGGAGACAGAUGGUGGGGGAGUGGGGCCGGUGGGGGAUGACAGCCUGGAGCACAGGGAGUCAAGCCAUGGGCAGCACGAAGCCAGAGGCCCUAUUCCUCUCCAGCAGCACCAGCAGGUGUUCCUCUGGGAGCAGCAGCGACUGGCUGGGCGGCUCCCACGGGGAGGAACUGGGGACUCUGUGCUGCUUUCCCUGGCCCAGGGCAGUCACCGGCCCCUGUCCAGGGCUCAGUCAUCCCCAGCUGCGCCUGCCUCACUGCCAACCCCAGAGCCUGCCAGCCAGGCCCGUGUCCUGCCCAGCUCAGAGACCUCUGCCAGGACCCUGCCGUUCACCACAGGGCUGGUGUAUGACUCGGUGAUGCUGAAACACCAGUGCUCCUGCGGGGACAACAGCAGGCACCCGGAGCACGCGGGCCGUAUCCAGAGCAUCUGGUCCCGGCUGCAGGAGCGGGGGCUCCGGAGCCAGUGUGAGUGUCUCCGGGGCCGGAAGGCCUCCCUGGAGGAGCUGCAGUCAGUGCACUCCGAGCGGCACGUGCUCCUCUAUGGCACCAACCCGCUCAGCCGCCUCAAACUGGACAACGGGAAGCUGGCAGGGCUCCUGGCACAGCGGAUGUUUGUGAUGCUGCCCUGUGGUGGGGUAGGGGUGGAUACCGAUACCAUCUGGAAUGAGCUGCACUCUUCCAACGCGGCCCGCUGGGCAGCCGGCAGCGUCACUGACCUUGCCUUCAAAGUCGCUUCCCGUGAGCUAAAGAAUGGUUUUGCUGUGGUUCGGCCCCCAGGACACCAUGCGGACCAUUCCACAGCCAUGGGCUUCUGCUUCUUCAACUCCGUGGCCAUUGCCUGCCGGCAGCUUCAACAACAGGGCAAGGCCGGCAAGAUCCUCAUCAUGGACUGGGAUGUUCACCAUGGCAAUGGCACCCAGCAAACCUUCUACCAGGACCCCAGUGUGCUCUACAUCUCCCUGCAUCGCCAUGAUGAUGGCAACUUCUUCCCCGGCAGUGGGGCCGUGGAUGAGGUGGGAGCUGGCAGCGGUGAGGGCUUCAAUGUCAACGUGGCCUGGGCAGGAGGUCUAGACCCCCCUAUGGGGGAUCCUGAGUACCUGGCUGCCUUCAGGAUGGUUGUGAUGCCCAUUGCCCGAGAGUUCUCUCCGGACCUGGUUCUGGUGUCAGCUGGGUUUGAUGCUGCCGAGGGUCACCCAGCCCCGCUGGGUGGCUACCAUGUUUCUGCUAAAUGUUUUGGGUACAUGACCCAGCAGCUGAUGAGCUUGGCGGGAGGUGCAGUGGUGCUGGCCUUGGAAGGUGGCCAUGACCUCACAGCCAUCUGUGACGCUUCUGAGGCCUGUGUGGCUGCUCUUCUGGGAAACAAGGUGGAUCCUCUCUCAGAAGAAGGCUGGAAGCAGAAGCCCAACCUCAACGCCAUCCGCUCUUUGGAAGCCGUGAUCCAGGUGCACAGUAAAUACUGGGGCUGCAUGCAGCGCCUGGCCUCCUGUCCAGACUCCUGGGUGCCCAGGGUGCCAGGGGCCGACACAGAAGAAGUGGAGGCAGUGACCGCACUGGCAUCCCUCUCCGUGGGCAUCCUGGCUGAAGAGCGGCCCUCACAACAGCUGGUGGAGGAGGAAGAACCUAUGAAUCUCUAAGGCUUAGAACGGAUCUGCCUGCCCACCCUGCCCUUCGGACCUGGUUCUCUUCUAACCUCUGGCCAUAGUACCCAUUCCCGGAGUCUUCAGAGAGCCUUUGGGCAGGUAGUUGGGGCCAGAGAACGGCCCCUUGACAGUCACCCCAAGGAGCCUGAGAAGGGCCCCGGGUCUAGGAUAGGGACCAGAGAGGACCCCGAGAAGAGGCAGGCUGGGCAGUCGGCCAGCCCUUGGUAGGGCUCUCUCAAGAACAGAGUCUACCCCUUUGGGGUGCAGGCCCCUGGCUGGGCCCCCCUUCCUCAGGACUGCACAGAGGAGGACUGGCUCAGUCAGGCUCACUGAUAACCACUAUUCUUGGCUCUGUAGACCCUGGGCUUUGCACACAGCCCCAGGCUCCACACAGAAAUGUGAACUUGGCCUCAACCAGGGUGGCCCUUCCGAGGCUCUGAGGGCUAGGCCAGAGCGGGGGAGAAGGGGAUGGGUAGGAGGAGGCAGGGGGUCCCCUAUACCUGAGUGCAGGGGGAAUCCCUCUCGCCUGCUUCUUCAGAUGACUCUGGAAGCUUCCUCCCCCCUCCCCCCGCCACUGGGCAGGGAGACAAAGCUCCUUCCAAGAGAGCAGUCCUUGGCAGGCCUCCCAUCUAGUCCCUGCCCCUGCCAGAGGUCACCCUACGUCCGCCAUCUCAGUGCCCUGGUGGAGCAGACAGGUGCUCUUGGAGUUCUGUGCUUCCUGAGCCAAUGGUGCCAAACUCUUCAUCUCCCCUCAGUAGCACAGCAUGACCACCAGGGACCCCUUGGUCACUGCCCUCCUCCAUGAGACUUCUCUCUUUCUGGGGUCUCCCUCACCCAGCUCUGACUCCUGCCCUCCAUAGGACCAGCUCGGCUGAGGGGAAAGGGGGUGGGAGAGUGGAUGCAAGACAUGGGGGAGGGGAGGCUGCCCUGGCCAAGUCUUCAAGGCUUCUGGGGUCCAGGCCUGGGGCCAAGAAGGAAAGUAUUUGUGUGCUAGAGAGAGUGAGUGUGUGUGUGUGUGUGUGUGUGUGCGUGUGUGUGUGCAUGUGUGUGCACGCGCGCGUAUGUGUGUGUCUUCCCGAGGACCACCACCCCCUGUGUAUGUAUGCAUGUUUUUGUAAAAAAGAAAAAAAAAGAAAAGAAAAAAAUGGAAAAAAAACUGAACAAUAAA